CCUUUUAACAUUACUCCUGACUUCCAGUUCCAUGUUAAAGAACAGCACAGUUAACGCAGCAUCCAUGCCUGGUCAGAACUAUAGCACCACGUCUGAGUUUAUUCUCUUCGGCUUCUCAGCCUUCCCGCAGCAGCUCCUGCCCGCCUUCUUCCUGCUGUACCUCCUGAUGUACCUGUUCACGUUGCUGGGGAACCUGCUCAUCAUGGCCACCGUCUGGACUGAACACAGACUCCACACGCCCAUGUACCUCUUCCUGUGCGCCCUGUCCGUCUCUGAGAUUCUGUUCACGGUCACCAUCACUCCCCGCAUGCUGGCCGACCUGCUCUCCACCCACCGCUCCAUCACCUUUGUGGCCUGCGCCAACCAGAUGUUCUUCUCCUUCAUGUUCGGCUUCACCCACUCCUUCCUGCUCAUGGUCAUGGGCUACGACCGCUACGUGGCCAUCUGCCACCCCCUGCGCUACCACGUGCUCAUGAGCCCCCGUGGCUGUGCCCGUCUUGUGGCCUGGACCUGGGCUGGUGGCUCAGUCAUGGGGAUGGUGGUGACAUCAAUAGUUUUCCAUCUCACCUUCUGCAGGUCAAAUGUGAUCCACCAUUUUCUCUGCCACGUGCUUAGCCUCUUGAAGUUGGCCUGUGGGGACAGGACAUCCUCUGUCAUCAUGGGUGUGAUCCUGGUGUGUGUCACAGCCCUGAUAGGCUGUUUACUCCUCAUCCUCCUAUCCUAUGUCUUCAUCGUGGCUGCCAUCCUGAGGAUCCCCUCUGCUGAGGGCCGGCACAGGACGUUCUCCACGUGUGUAUCCCACCUCACCGUGGUGGUUGUGCACUAUGGCUUUGCCUCCAUUAUCUACCUCAAGCCCAAGGGUCCCCAUUCUAUGUACAGUGACACCCUGAUGGCCACCACCUACACGGUCUUCACCCCCUUCCUUAGCCCGGUCAUUUUCAGCCUAAGGAACAAGGAGCUGAAGAAUGCCAUCAAUGGAAGCUUCCGCAGAAAGUUCUGCCCCCUCGUCUCCCGAUGGCCAGCUAGGGUCUGCAGUGGUGAACACUGCUGGUCCUUGGCGCACUGCGAGCUGGGGGGUGCACAGCAGCCUGGAGUCCUACUAGGUGCUCAGCAGAGGAGUUUGCUGGAGGCCUGUGCCCAACAGCUCAGCUCUGCUGGUUCCCACAGCAAUCUCAGCGGGACAAAAGUGAAGCUGGUCAUUCCAGUAGUGCCCCAAAAGCCUGGGGAUGCGGCCGAGGGGAGCCCCUCUUUCCCACUGCCCCACCAGAUCCCUUCCUCCCUCUGUCCAGCCCAUGCCCCAUGCCUUUCCCGGAUCAGCUACGACCCCUGCCCACGGCACAGCUGGGCCAUGGGGAGAAAUCGCAGUCUCUCCCCACCCCCUUCCUGGGGCAGCUUCCUCCUCUCACCCUAUCGUCCAGUGUCCGUGUUGUCCCGAUGCGUCCCAGAGCCCAGCCUGGAACCCCAUCCUCAUGGCUCUUUGGAGAAACCUUCCCCUUGGAUGGGAUAA
Molecule: messenger RNA, 1507 nt
Organism: Lemur catta (Ring-tailed lemur)
Lineage: Eukaryota; Metazoa; Chordata; Mammalia; Primates; Lemuridae
Product: olfactory receptor 10H3-like
Exons: 5
Coding region: 32-1507 (491 amino acids)
Biological process (GO): G protein-coupled receptor signaling pathway
Cellular component (GO): membrane
Molecular function (GO): olfactory receptor activity; G protein-coupled receptor activity
Source: RefSeq, a predicted model, not a curated record